GUGCCCCGAAACAUGCAGGGAAGAAGUCCCUGCACUUCUUCGGAAAACACAGCCCGCACAGGAACCUCAGUUCCCAGUACGGUUGUGAUUUCGAGUGCGGGCGGCGUGCCAUUAGAAUUAAUGGCACCCGCCCGCGGGUCCGCAUUCCUCUGUGUGGGUGGUGCGGCUGCAAGGAUUUUUGUGCGGAUCCACAGCGGCACCACCCGCACCUAUGUGAACCUAGCCUUAAGCUUUGACAAUAAAACCCAGAAGCUGAUUGGUUUCUAUGAAGAGCUGCACCAGAUUUUGCACCAUGCAGUUUUAGUAAAUAACCCCCUAAGU
Messenger RNA from Staurois parvus, 321 nucleotides. The record is from the annotation of a GenBank genome assembly. Lineage: Eukaryota; Metazoa; Chordata; Amphibia; Anura; Ranidae.